GGGGCUUGUCGGGAUGGGGCCGGAGCCAACAUGGAGCUCUCAAAGGGAUAAGGGUGGAGCUGCCGUUGCCGGUUGCUCUUGUUCUCCCGCCCCAUCAUGUUGCUGCACUUAUUUCGGGUCGGGAUUCGGAGCGGCCCUAUUCCAGGCAGGCCGCUGCUAACCCUCCGUCUGCAGACAUUUUCGGCCGUCAGGUACUGUGAUGGCCACCACAGCUCUUACCUCCUCAGGGCCAUGGCCCAGGUGCGGCGCCAGCUCCGGGCCCACCUCCCUCGAACACCCCCAGCUCCCAGCCGAAGCCCCUUUGCCUGGCACUGGGUUGGGGGAGGCCUCCUGGGCCCUGUGGUGCUGAGCAAGUGCCCCCGCCUCUACCUUGUGGCCCUGUGUGAGGCAGAAGAGGCCCCUCCUGCCUGCUCCAGACCCUAUGUUGUGGAGUCCCACUUUAACUGGAAGCUCUUCUGGCAGUUUCUGCACCCCCACCUGCUGGUUCUAGGGGCAGCCAUCGUGCUGGCACUGGGUGCAGCACUGGUGAAUGUACAGAUCCCCCUGCUCCUGGGCCAGCUGGUGGAAAUUGUGGCCAAGUACACGAGGGACCACGUGGGUAGUUUCCUGACUGAGUCCUGGCGUAUCAGCGCUCACCUGCUCCUCCUCUAUGGCAUCCAGGGCCUGCUGACCUUUGGGUACCUGGCGCUGCUCUCCCGCGUUGGGGAGCGCGUGGCUGUGGACAUGCGGAGGGCCCUCUUCAGCAACCUGCUCCGACAAGACAUUGCCUUCUUUGAUGCUAAAAAGACAGGGCAGCUGGUGAGCCGACUGACAGCUGAUGUGCAGGAGUUUAAAUCAUCCUUCAAACUUGUCAUCUCACAGGGACUGCGGAGCUGCACCCAGUUGGCCGGCUGCCUCGUGUCCCUGUCCAUGCUGUCCACACGCCUCACGCUGCUGCUGAUGGUGGCCACGCCUGCCCUGAUGGGAGUUGGCACCCUAAUGGGCUCAGCUCUCCGAAAAUUGUCUCGCCAGUGUCAGGAACAGAUUGCCAGGGCAACAGGUGUAGCGGAUGAGGCCCUGGGCAAUGUUCGGACUGUGCGGGCCUUCGCCAUGGAGCAGCGGGAGGAGGAACGCUACAGAGCGGAGCUGGAGGAAUCCCGCUGUAAGGCGGAGGAGCUGGGCAGAGGCAUCGCCUUGUUCCAAGGGCUCUCCAACAUCGCCUUCAACUGCAUGAUCUUGGGCACCCUAUUUAUUGGGGGCUCCCUCGUGGCUGGGCAGCAGCUGACAGGGGGAGAUCUCAUGUCCUUCCUGGUGGCCUCCCAGACAGUGCAGAGGUCCAUGGCCAACCUCUCUGUCCUGUUUGGCCAGGUGGUGCGGGGGCUCAGCGCGGGCACCCGGGUCUUCGAGUACAUGACUCUGAGCCCGUGCAUCCCGCUGUCUGGGGGCUCCUGUGUGCCCAGGGAGUGCCUGCGCGGGUCCGUCACAUUUCACCAUGUCUGCUUCAGCUAUCCCUCCCGCCCCGGCUUCCAGGUGCUCAAAGACUUCACCCUCACACUGCCUCCUGGCAAGAUUGUGGCCCUUGUGGGCCAGUCUGGGGGAGGAAAGACAACUGUGGCUUCGCUGCUUGAGCGCUUCUAUGACCCCACCGCUGGUAUGGUGAUGCUGGACGGGUGGGACCUGCGCUCCCUGGACCCUUCCUGGCUGCGGGGCCAGGUCAUCGGCUUCAUCAGCCAGGAGCCAGUCCUGUUUGGAACGACAAUCAUGGAGAACAUCCGUUUUGGGAAGCUGGAUGCCACUGACGAAGAGGUUUACACAGCAGCCCGGGAAGCCAACGCCCACGAAUUCAUCACCAGCUUCCCCCAGGGCUACAACACCAUGGUCGGUGAGCGGGGUGCAACCCUGUCUGGUGGCCAGAAGCAGCGCCUGGCCAUCGCCCGUGCCCUCAUCAAGCAGCCCACGGUGCUGAUUCUGGACGAAGCGACCAGCGCACUGGACGCUGAGUCCGAGCAGGUUGUGCAGGAGGCCCUGGACCGUGCCAGCACUGGCCGCACGGUGCUGGUCAUCGCCCACCGGCUCAGCACCGUGCGUGGGGCCCACCACAUCGUCGUGAUGGCCCAAGGCCAUGUCUGUGAGGUGGGGACUCAUGAAGAGCUCCUGAAGAAGGGGGGCCUCUAUGCAGAGCUCAUCCACAGGCAGGCCCUGGAAGCCCCACCGCCCGAGGCGCCCAAAGGCCCCAGGAACCGCCCUGUGAGGUCCUGAGAGCAGUGCCCAGAGCCGGGGCUCAGCGCAGGGGCGCUCCCA
Molecule: messenger RNA, 2280 nt
Organism: Manis javanica (Malayan pangolin)
Lineage: Eukaryota; Metazoa; Chordata; Mammalia; Pholidota; Manidae
Gene: ABCB8
Product: ATP binding cassette subfamily B member 8
Biological process (GO): oligopeptide export from mitochondrion
Cellular component (GO): mitochondrial inner membrane
Molecular function (GO): ABC-type oligopeptide transporter activity; ATP binding; ATP hydrolysis activity
Source: RefSeq, a predicted model, not a curated record